Messenger RNA from Paramuricea clavata, 405 nucleotides. The record is from the annotation of a GenBank genome assembly. Lineage: Eukaryota; Metazoa; Cnidaria; Anthozoa; Malacalcyonacea; Plexauridae.
AUGAAACUUCCAGGCGAUAACCGUUGGUCGCUUGGUACCUGCGUACGUGCACUCGAAAACCGAUCUUUCGAAGUCGAGGUUUGUGGAAGGCGAUAUCGCCGUAAUCGCCGUCAUCUACGUGCGACCAAAGAGAUGGCACCACCUCCCAACGCGAAAGAUUCCCAAAUCGAACCGAGCGAGCCGAUCGAAAAGGACCUCACCCCAAGUUUACCAGUCGUGGAACAUAGCACACCAACUAACCCUUUAAAUCAUGAAACAGAAAAUGAAAAUCAGGUAGGCAGUUCUGGCAGUAAUGGAGGUCGAACGCCGAGUGAAAGUGACGCGGGACAAGAAGAGACAAUCCCUCGUCGAACUACGCGAGUGCGACGUUCGCCAGAUUGGCAUAAAGAUUACGAGAGACACUAA